Cuscuta campestris is the source of this 1676-nucleotide messenger RNA. The record is from the annotation of a GenBank genome assembly. NCBI's taxonomy places the organism in Eukaryota, Viridiplantae, Streptophyta, Magnoliopsida, Solanales, Convolvulaceae.
CAAAUAUGGGAUGUGAGCAAACUCAUCCACCCAAAUUUCUGUGAUCUAUGCGCAGUUUCAUCUCUCUCCAGGGUUUAACCACUGCGAUCUACGCCGCCGCCCGUGAGCACCGAAUAUGGACCUUUGCAUAGCCUUCAACCACUAACGAAGCUUGGUUUACCCGGUGAGGCUUCAGCAUCGACUGUCGGAAACAGAGUCGUUUCGGUAGGGUAUGUACUCUAUAAUAUUUCUACACAUAUAUGUUUCAAGCUUUUAUUUCUUGGUUACACACUCAUGGACCCGUGGUGCAAAAUCAGUACUUGCCACUCAUUCAAUUGACAAUAAUGCAAGAUUGGCUUUGCUCAAACCCGCUGAGUUGCCUGAAAAGAUCUGGCCUGCGAAUAGUCAAUGACUGACAACACUAAAAGUGAUGGCCGGGUUGAUGUUUAUGAUGAUAAGCCCAUUGAAGAGGAUGAUGGUGGCCUAUCUAAAGAAAUCAUAAAAGAUGAAAUAUCAAACACGGCCAUCCAACGCAAGCAUGCGGCAAUGAUACAACGCCUCUCAAACCUCCAUCAGUCACGGUUGGCAUCGUGCAAGCCUAAUUCGAACCCAAACACCUCUCCAGACUCCACACAGUCAUUCCUCUCUCAUUUUUCCGGAUCUAAAAGAUCCAUCGAAUCAGAACUGUCCCAGGUCUGCAAAGCCCAAGACCCAACAAAUCUAAGAUCAGAACUAGAAAGGGUUUCAACUUCAAUUGCCAGUCUUGAAAAGCAAGUCGCCGAGCGCUUAUACUUCUUGCCCUCAUAUGAAGUCCGGUCAUGCCUCAAAACCGUGUCCGAGCUCAAGCAAGCCUUGGAGCAGGCAAACUCUACUAUCAUCCCAAAGAAAAAGUUCUCAUUUCGAAACAAAACCGCAAAGAAGGACUCGAUUCCUGAGUGCCCAUCUAAAAACAACGACAUUGAGAACAACACCAUGGCUCAAAAUCCAGGUAGUCUUUUUCAGGGUUUGGACUUGCCUGGGAAAAUGAGGUCAUGUCAAUGGAUUUUAGCAAAGCUGGGGAAGAUAAAACCGGAGGAGAGUUUAUGCUCUCAGAUUUAAGAGGUUGCGAAGUUCGAUUGCUGGGGGGUGUGAGGGCAUUGUUUGUGCAUAAGCUGAAAAACUGCAAGGUCUACGUGGGGCCCGUGACCGGGUCUGUUUUGAUCGAGGAAGCGAAAGGCUGUGUCUUUUUGUUGGCAUCUCAUCAGAUAAGGAUUCACCAUGCAACGGAGUGCGAUUUUGACCUCUGGGUACGAAGUAGGCCUAUAAUUGAGGACAGUACUGGGGUGAGGUUUGCCCCAUACCGUUUGGGGUAUGCCGGGAUUGAGAGGGAUCUUGAGAGGGCAAAUCUUUGCGAAGAGUCCGGGUAUUGGGCGAACGUGGAUGAUUUUCGGUGGUUGAGGGCAGUGCAGUCACCCAAUUGGUCCGUUUUGCCCGAAGAUGACCGAAUCGGAGUCGUGGAUAUUUCAGAACCGGAGUAGCGAGGUAAAUUCUAUAAAUGGUCCUUAAUAACAAGUGGCUUUUCAUUUUCAUUAUUUAAUUUCAAGAUAUUACAUUCGUGGUCCUCAAUUUUUAAAAUAUGUUUCAUAACCAGUCCUUUCUUUAUGGACUAUACCUGGAAAAUAAUAUUUUGAUUGGGCCAACAAAGGACAAUGAGCUGG